CUCAUCUUUACAACUGCAGUCAAAUAUUCUAAAUUCUCCCUACUAAAUCAAUACCAUCAACAUGUCUUGGCGUGACGACGACAACCAGCAGCAGCAGCAGUACGGCUCUGGCCGUGGCAACACUGACAACUUCGGCUCCACUGGAGAUCAAUUUGGAUCCGGACAAGACACCUACGGCACUGGCAACCGUCGUAACGACGAGACCUCGUUCGGAUCUAGCGGCCAGGGUGAGUCCUUCGGCCAGGGCAACUUGGGCUCAGGCAACGACAAUCUCGGCUCCAGUGGUAACUACGGCACUGGCAAUGACUCGUACGGUUCUGGCAACACUGGUCUAGGCGGUGACACAUACGGCUCUGGAACUCGUCGCACUGAUGACUCUACUCUCGGCUCCAGUGGCCGCCAAGACCAGUCGUAUGGCACUCAAGACCAGUCGUAUGGCUCCCAAGACCAAUCUUAUGGCGGCGAUUCGUAUGGUUCUGGAAACCAGCAGUCCUCGGGCCUCGGCUCUUCUGACACCUCUGGAAACAGGCGCGAAGGCGGUGCCGGUGGCCUGUUUGAGAAGGUGAAGGACAAGAUGCACAUGGGAAGCGGCCGAAACCAGGGCGGUGACAACUACUAAACAGUAGCUACUGCGUCCUGUGGUUUGGGUUAAUGUUGAGACUGUAUUAGUAAUGAAGUGUCAAACGAUGUUGUUGAUUUAAUAGUCUGAUUUAAUAGUCACACAUCAGAAUGAAUAUCCAAAAAAACAGUUUCCUACACAA
Molecule: messenger RNA, 761 nt
Organism: Trichoderma atroviride IMI 206040
Lineage: Eukaryota; Fungi; Ascomycota; Sordariomycetes; Hypocreales; Hypocreaceae
Source: RefSeq, a predicted model, not a curated record